GAAGAGAUAUACUGGGGCUUCUGACCACUGGAUCAACCUGCACAGAGAGUCAUCAGAACACCCUUGGAUGUUUACAGACAACACUGAAUAUAACAGCUUGUUUGUGUAUCACAUGAAGGCACAGUGCCUACAGAAGCCAGAAGAGGGCAAUGGACCCCCCCGAAAUGGAGGUGUACAUUGUUAUAAAAUUCUCCAAGGAAAAAAUCUCAGAACCAUCUCCCCUGAGUCUUCUGCUAAGCUUUACUGCUGCUAUGGAGUGAUCAUGGUCCUCACUGUAGCUGUAGUUGCUCUUUCUGUUGCUUUGUUUGCAAAANAGANAGAANAGAUCACAGUAAACAAUGCCUAUGCUGCUUGCCCGAAAAAGUGGAUUGGAGUUGGAAAUAAAUGUUUUUAUUUUUCUGAAAACUCAAGAAACUGGACAUUUGCCCAGAACUUCUGCAUGGCACAAGAGGCUCAACUAGCUCGAUUUGACAACCAGGAUGAGCUGGAUUUUCUAAUGAGAUACAAGGGGAAUGUUGAUUGUUGGAUUGACCUGAACAGAAAGUCAUCAAAGCACCCUUGGAAGUGGACAGACAACACUGAGUAUAACAACAUGAUUCCCAUCCGAGGAGAGGAAACAUAUGCCUACCUGAGCCGCAAUGGGAUCAGCAGUUCCAGGAGUUAUGUUCAUCGGAUGUGGAUCUGUAGCAAGCUCAACAACUAUAGCCUCCCCUGCCAAACUCCUUCUCCUGUCUAGCAUUUACCAAGAGACUCUUCUUAGCCUGUUAUCUAUGGGUGCUACUUUUUCCCCUAUGGUCCCACAGUGCUAUCAAACCGUAUUGAGAAUAUUUUUU
Messenger RNA from Mus caroli (Ryukyu mouse), 833 nucleotides. NCBI's taxonomy places the organism in Eukaryota, Metazoa, Chordata, Mammalia, Rodentia, Muridae. The record is from RefSeq and is a predicted model, not a curated record.